Sorghum bicolor (sorghum) is the source of this 2581-nucleotide messenger RNA. Its product is annotated as cytochrome P450 709B2. The record is from RefSeq and is a predicted model, not a curated record. The coding region runs from base 93 to 1673 and encodes 526 amino acids. NCBI's taxonomy places the organism in Eukaryota, Viridiplantae, Streptophyta, Magnoliopsida, Poales, Poaceae. The transcript is spliced from 2 exons. Gene Ontology annotation, molecular function: heme binding; iron ion binding; oxidoreductase activity, acting on paired donors, with incorporation or reduction of molecular oxygen.
AGUGACACUGCUGGCACACAAACAUCCUCCUCCGUGCGGAUUGCAGUUUGCUUCGUGCAUCGCGAGUUCUCCUAUCCUGCUAGUUGCUCGACAUGGGCACGGGAGGUGCAGCACUGGUCGCCGCCGCCCUCGCCGUGGUGGUGGUCACCAGGCUGUGGACGGUGCUGCUCCACCUCGUGUGGCGGCCUUACGCCGUGGCGAGGGCGUUCGCGCGGCAGGGCGUUCGCGGGCCGCCGUACCGUGUCUUCGUGGGCAACAGCAAGGAGAUUCAGGCGAUGCGGGCGGCGACGAGCGGCGACACGCUGGAGCUCACCUCCCACGACUACAUCCCGCGCGUGAUGCCGCAGUACCGCGCGUGGAUGGCACUCUACGGCAAGGUGUUCCUGACGUGGUCCAGCUCGACUCCGGCGCUGUUCGUGGGCACCUACGACAUGGUGAGGCGGGUCCUCUUCGACAAGUCCGGGCUGUACGGCAAGAAGGACCCGGACCCCACCAUACUGUCCCUGGUGGGGAUGGGCCUCGCCUUCACCGACGGCGAGGACUGGUCGCGCCACCACCGCGUCGUACACCCAGCGUUCGCCAUGGACAAGCUCAAGGCGAUGACGGGGGCGAUGGCGGCGUGCGCGGCAGAGGUGAUCCGGGAAUGGGAAGCGCGCGCCGCCGCGAGCGGGGACGGGGAGGGGGUGACAAUUGAGGUAGGGCAGCAGUUCACGGAGCUCACCGCCGACGUGAUCUCGCACACGGCGUUCGGCAGCAGCUACCGGCAGGGGAAGGAGGUGUUCCUGGCGCAGCGGGAGCUCCAGUUCAUCGCCUUCGCCUCCAUCAACAGCGUGCGCGUGCCGGGCAUGCAGUACGUGCCCACCAAGGCCAACCUGCGCCGCUGGAAGCUCGAGCGCACGGUGCGGCGCACGCUCAUGGCCAUCAUCGGCGAGCGCCUCGCCGCUGCAAAGCAGGCGAGGGGCUACGGCAGCGACCUGCUCGGCCUCAUGUUGGAGGCCAACGCAACCGGCGACGGCGGCGGCAAGAGGCAGCAGCAGGCCAUGAGCAUGGACGAAAUCAUCGACGAGUGCAAGACCUUCUUCUUCGCCGGCCACGACACGACCGCGCACCUCCUCACCUGGGCCAUGUUCCUCCUCGGCACGCACCCCGAGUGGCAGCAGCGGCUUAGGGAAGAGGUGAUCCGGGAAUGCGGCGGCGCCGAGGUGCCCCUCCGCGGCGACGACCUCAACAAGCUCAAGCUCGUGACCAUGGUGUUGUACGAGACACUCCGGCUGUACGGCGCGGUGGCGAUGAUCGGGAGACAGGCGACGGCGGACGCGUACCUCUGCGGCGUGAAGGUGCCCAAGGGCACCCAACUGCUGAUCCCGAUCGCCAUGCUUCACCGCGACAAGGAGGUGUGGGGCGCCGACGCCGGCGUGUUCAACCCGCUCCGGUUCCGGGAUGGCAUUGGCAGGGCGGCGGGGCACCCGAAUGCACUGCUGUCCUUCUCCAUAGGCCCGCGGUCGUGCAUCGGGCAGGACUUCGCGAUGCUGGAGGCCAAGGCCACGAUGGCGCUCAUCCUCCGGCGGUUCGCGUUCGAGGUUGCGCCGGAGUAUGUGCACGCGCCGGUGGACUUCGUGACGCUGCAGCCGUCGAAAGGGCUCCCGAUCGUGCUCAGGCUCUUGGAUGUGUAGUAGAGAGGGGAUUGGUAGCCAUCUUUGUCACAACUUCCGUUUGAACUAAAGUAGGAGUAUAAAUUUCCUAUACAACGUUCAUGUGUGACCUGCCAAGCCAUUAAUUGGGCCUAUGUCCUCUGCGAUGUGUUUCCUCAGUUUGGUUAUCAUCCUAUUUUACAAUGGAACUAUAAUAUUGAGAUUGUGAAAUGGAUGGGCCAGGUCCAAUCAUCUUUUCUAAGAACGAUGUAGAGGAGGUGGUUUUGUCUUUGCCAAAUUGGGCCUCCGUCCUUCCCCUAAAGUUUAGCCCAUAUCACAUUGAACAUUUAGACACGGAUAUUAUAUAGAGUACUCAAUAUAGACUAAAAAUUAAUUAAUUACAUAGAUUGCGACUAAAUCGUGAGAUAAAUUUUGUAAGUUUAAUUAGUUCAUGAUUUGACAAUAUGAUGCUAUAGUAAACAUUUUGCUAAUAACGGAUCAAAUAGGCUUAACAAAUUCGUCUCACGGAUUACUGAGGACUUUUGUAAUUUGUUUUAUUAUUACUAUCCGAACACUCAAUGUGACACUCCCAUAUAUGACACCUCUAAACUUUAGCCCCUCGAUUUAAACUCCCUCUAAUAUUGUGAUUUUGUGAAUGGAUGGGCUAGGUUCAAUCAUCUUUUUUAAGAAUGAGGACAAGGUAGUUUCGCUUUGCUUGUCUAAAGUGAGAUAGUUGCUAUUAUAGGACUCUAAACAUAUGGCUUCGCUAUUAUAGUCGUGUGUUUGGAUUUGCUAGUCCCAUCUAAGUUUUUCUACAACAAAACAUACUUUCAUGUUGUUUUUUUAACUGUCAAGGUAGCAACCAAGUGUCCCAACACUAUUUUUCCCAUUCCCUAUUCUUCUUGCUUGCAAUUGUUCUCAUUCCCUAUUCUUCUUGCUUGCAAUUUUUC